Molecule: messenger RNA, 597 nt
Organism: Aspergillus heteromorphus CBS 117.55
Lineage: Eukaryota; Fungi; Ascomycota; Eurotiomycetes; Eurotiales; Aspergillaceae
Exons: 4
Coding region: 132-458 (108 amino acids)
Source: RefSeq, a predicted model, not a curated record
UAUAGGCUCUAUGUGUCCACUGCCUCAAUAUCAGAGUCUACUCCGUACAUACAUCCCUGAAUGAAGGAUGCGACCACCACCCAUUCAAUAUUAUUUAUUAUCCAGCCUAAUCAACACCAAUUCAAUUCUUAAUGGAUACAAAAUCAAUUAAACCAGCUCUCCCCUCCUCCCUCCCUCACCCUGCCAGCACCCCGAAUCUAUCACCAGACCCCACACCCCAGACUCCGACCAGCCAAGCCAGUCAGUCUGUCGACACACCACACCACAUCACUGCCCACCUACCACGGGGAUUACCAGGCCCUGCAGGGUCCAGACGAAGCGUCGCUCGCGUACCCGAUAUACAGAGUCGGACUCGGACCCAGACUCAGUCAGACUCGGACUCGGAGGCGGAUAUUGAUAUCAUACGCGUACUGCAUACAUUACCUGCGACUUUGCGCGGGGGGCAGAAGCAGAAGUAGGAGCGCGACAGACGACGGACGACGGACGACAAAGGAGUUUAUCGCUUUCGCAUAGGUGCCUCCUACCUACCUACCUACACCUACCCAUCUACCCAUUGCGUAUAAUCCGCGACAUACGUAGUGUCUACCUACGUACCUC